GCGCAUGCGCCAUUUUUCUAAACAAGCGGCGAAGGCUUCAAAAAUGGCGGACUCAAGUAGCGAAAGUAGCGACAGUGAUAGGAAGAUAAGAAGCAAGAAACGGAAAGAUAAGCGUAAACCAAUAAUUUCUAACAAGAAAACAACAAAACGCAGGUCGUCAGGUGAGGGUAGUUCUGAAGAAGAAAUUAAAAAAAGAAAAUACAAAAAAAAAGAUGCGAAAAAAGAAGACAGACCAAAAAUCAGGAGAGUGUCUUCCUCUGACGAUGAUGAUGAUAAUUCAACCUUAGCAAGAGAAACGGCUCUUCGUAAACGAUUAAAAGAGAACUACAAGGGUAAACAAAAGCAAGACAGUUAUGAAUAUUUCGAAGACGAACGUAAAUUUAAACAUUCUGAUACUUCUGAUAUUGAUUAUAAAAAUAAAAAAGAUAAAACCAGUCCCGAUUAUAAUAAACAUAGACACAAAGGGCACCAGAAUGAUUCAAUUUUUGAUAAUAAAACUCAUAGAUCCAAAACUGGUUUUAGAAACAUUGACGGCAACUUCAAAAAUGAGAGAGAUGAUAGAAAGGAAAAUAAUGAGAGGUAUGAAAAUGACAAACAUUCUAACAAAGAGUUUUCGGAAACAGAUCGAUCUCGGUCACUCAGCAGAGGAGGUGAACGAAGACAUGUAAGAGAAUGGGAUAGAGGAAAACAGGGUUCUCAUUCGGCUGAUGUAAGACAAAGUGAAUCAUUUAAAAAGAGUGAAACAUCAAAUAAUAGUAAAAAUGGAACAGCUGUGGCAAAAGAAGAACCAAAUUUUAAAUUAUCUGGAAAAUUAACAGAAUAUACAAAUACAUAUAAUGGAGUUGUUAUAAUGUAUAACGAACCUGUAGAAGCAAGAAAGCCAAAAACAAAAUGGCGGUUAUAUCCUUUUAAAGGAGAACAAGCACUUACUAUGCUUCAACUUCAUCGUCAAAGUGCAUUUUUGUUAGGACGAGAUAGAAAGGUUGCAGACGUACCUGUCGAUCAUCCUUCUUGCUCAAAACAGCACUCAGUGCUGCAGUUUCGUCUGGUUGAUUACGAAAGGCCUGAUGGAACAAUGGGUAGGCGAGUUAAACCAUACAUCAUAGACUUAGACUCAAGAAAUGGUACAUUUGUAAAUAAUAAAAAAAUAGAACCUCGAAGAUAUGUUGAAUUAUUAGAAAAGGAUGUACUGAAGUUUGGAUUCAGUUCUCGAGAAUAUGUACUGUUACACGAGAAGUCACAAGAUGAUGAAGAAGCGUCAGGGACGGACGAGGAGAGUAAAGAUUCCAAAGAUGAUUAAACCAUAAUAGGAAUAUAAUACUAUGCGUUUGUAGAGAUUUUGUGGCUUUAGUUACCUCCCAAAUUUAAAGAAAAGUAACUUAGUCAAUUUUAUGAUUUUCAAAUAUACUUUUAAUCCAAAAAGUAUAAUUUUUUAUACAAAAAGCCAUCAAUUUAUUUUUAUUUGGUGAUUUUUGGAAGUGCUUUUGUAAUAAAUUUAAUGAUUUAUCAUUUUUGUAUAUACAUAUGUGAAAGGACUUCAAUACUAAUA
Molecule: messenger RNA, 1549 nt
Organism: Hydractinia symbiolongicarpus
Lineage: Eukaryota; Metazoa; Cnidaria; Hydrozoa; Anthoathecata; Hydractiniidae
Product: smad nuclear-interacting protein 1-like
Exons: 8
Coding region: 5-1300 (431 amino acids)
Biological process (GO): miRNA processing
Cellular component (GO): nucleus
Molecular function (GO): protein binding; mRNA binding
Source: RefSeq, a predicted model, not a curated record